Gigantopelta aegis is the source of this 921-nucleotide messenger RNA. RefSeq lists its product as uncharacterized. Bases 73 to 921 code for a protein of 282 amino acids. NCBI's taxonomy places the organism in Eukaryota, Metazoa, Mollusca, Gastropoda, Neomphalida, Peltospiridae. The record is from RefSeq and is a predicted model, not a curated record. The transcript is spliced from 4 exons.
UCCAUUUCUUAUUUUAGGUUAUUUGAAGAUGUUGUAGAAAUAUCAGCAUCACAGGAGACAUACGUCACCAUCAUGAUAACGGAAAUAGUGAUUUUGAUAGUGAUUGGUGUGAUUACCUUUGUUAUCUACAUAACCUACAGAAACAGGCAGGGAUCAUUUACAGACCACGGGACAACUGUCCGAACACAAGACGCUGUGGAGGUCGACCCGUGUGAACACAGUGCAUCAGAAAGUGAGCAUUCCGCUGAAGUAGAUCCACGUCACCACAAUGAACCGCUCGUGUCAGAAAGUGAUCUUUCCGCUGAAGUAGACGGACGUCAACACAAAGAAUCAGUAGUAUCAAAGAGCGAUCUCUCUGCUGAAUUGGACCCAUGCCACCAGGAGGAAUCAACCGAAUCAAAGAGCAAUCUCUCUGCUGAAUUGGACCCAUGCCACCAGGAGGAAUCACCCGAAUCAAAGAGCGAUCUCUCUGCUGAAUUGGACCCAUGCCACCAGGAGGAAUCACCCAAAUCAAAGAGCGAUCUCUCUGCUGAAUUGGACCCAUGCCACCAGGAGGAAUCACCCGAAUCAAAGAGUGAUCUCUCUGUUGAAUUGGACCCAUGCUACCAGGACGAAUUACCCGAAUCAAAGAGUGAUCUCUCUGUUGAAUUGGACAUCAAGAGUAAGGUCCCUACCCAUGAACCUUCGCAACAAAUGUCGGCCAAAACAGAGGACAGCGGUGUUACUAUUGCGGAUGAUGAUGAUCUUCCCUCUUCUGAAUGCACCCGUGCAUCAGCAGCAGCAAAUAUCGUGAACCUUCCCACAGCAGAUGCAAUUAAGAAACCUCCUCAGAGUGGAUAUACCCAUCGAAAACUAAAUGUGUAUAUACACAGCAAGCAGUAUAAGGGCACCAAGCAGGACAGUACACAGUACAGUCUUUGA